AUGAUCGGACACUUUCCCCUAUCGGCAGUACUCUGUGCACUCAGCUUGCUGCUUGGUGCACAGUCACACAUGAUGAUCAACUAUCCAGGCUCGCGCGGUUGGAAUCUUGUCACCAAUGGCACUGUGGCAGACACGGAUGGACUCUCCAUGGGUGUUGCUCCUGGAACAAACGAUCCCGUUUACCCCUAUGGGAUGCAAUGGCAAUUCCCUUGCGGCGGACUGCCGAUAGCCCAGAACCGGACGAACUGGCCUGUGACAGGUGGCCCACUGGCAGUCCAACCUGGCCUGCAGGCUCGGCACUCAGAGGCCAUGAUGUGGGUAAACCUGGGCUUGGGGACUGUGCCGGCAAACUACAGCCUGAUCAUGGUGCCCGUAUUUCGAAUCACUGGGCCGAGCAACGAGGAAUACCACGACGGCUUCUGCUUAUCACAUGUCCCGCUUCCCCAGGGGGUCACGGUCAAUCCAGGAGACAAUGCGACCAUCCAGGUCAUUGAGACGGCAAAGCAGGGAGCCUCGCUGUACACUUGUGUGGACAUUACGUUUGUCGAUUCUUCUCAAACUCCAUCUCUGGAUAGUAUCGGCUGCACCAACUCAUCUUCCAUUGGCUUCAGCACUGUGUCUUGGGAGGAUAAUUCGAGCUGGGCCUGGUAUCGUUCUGGCCAGACGAUUGGCCUUGGUCUGGGACUGGGCCUCCCGUUGGUGAUCGCCGUUGCAGUUCUGAGUUAUUUCUUGUGGAAGGCGAGAAAGCAAAUCAAGACACACAAGAGGCUGUCGGGUUGA
Molecule: messenger RNA, 780 nt
Organism: Neoarthrinium moseri
Lineage: Eukaryota; Fungi; Ascomycota; Sordariomycetes; Amphisphaeriales; Apiosporaceae
Exons: 2
Coding region: 1-780 (259 amino acids)
Source: RefSeq, a predicted model, not a curated record